AUGGCUAUGUGCAGGGGUGCUUUCGUUUCUAGUCGUUAUCUCUGUGGCAAGAUUCUACCUCUUGCCGCAUUCGGUAGGUUCUACCAGACCAUCCCAGUGAGAACACCUCAAAAUCUCUUCGCCAAACAUCAGAUUCUCACUAAAUUACAACACAAUUAUCUCGGUUCUGCUCGGCUCUUCUCUUCGUUACCACGUCAUGUCGUCGUCAAUUUGCCAAACUUGUCUCCAACCAUGGAGACAGGCAAUGUUGUCAGCUGGGCGAAGAACGAGGGUGAUCAGGUGGGAGAAGGUGAUUUGUUGGCUGAAAUUGAGACUGACAAGGCCACCAUGUCGAUGGACUCCAGUGAUGAGGGCUACAUUGCCAAAAUUCUCGUCCCUGCGGGCACCAAAAACGUCCCUAUUGGAGCUCCUCUUGUGAUCAUUGUUGAGGAUGAGGCCUCGAUCGGUGCCUUUAAGGACUUCCAACCGGAGUCUGCUGGGGCUUCUGCUCCCUCCGCUGCGCCAGCGCCACCACCGCCACCCCCACCUGCACCAGCAGCCGCCGCUCCGCCGCCGCCACCUCAGCCCGCACCAGCAGCUGCACCGCCGCCACCUCCGCCCGCACCAGCAGCUGCACCGCCGCCACCUCCUCCUCCUGUGGCUCCCGCCAUGCGUCCAGCCGGCAGUGGUGCUCGUCUUUUCAUCUCCCCACUGGCCCGACGUGUCGCUCUUGAGCGCGGCAUCGAUUUGUCCACACUCACCGGCACUGGCAGUGGCGUGGAUGGCUGCUUCGUGCUGGCCGAUCUGGACAACAUUGUUGUAGGUGCACCGGCCGCCUCUGGCUACACCGAUGUUCCGCUCACUGGAAUGCGCUCUACUAUCGCCAAACGCCUGACUGAAUCGAAACAGACGAUUCCGCACUACUACCUCACUGUGGAGGUCGAGCUGGACGAGGUUCUGAAGCUGCGUGAAAGUGUAAAUGCCUCGUUGGUGACGCAUGCGGCACCCGGUGAAAAACCUGUCAAAAUCUCCGUCAAUGAUAUCUUUAUCAAGGCCAUGGCGCUUGCCAACAAGGCUGUGCCCGAUUGCAACUCCGCAUGGAUGGGCACCUUCAUUCGUCGUUAUACUUCCAGUGAUGUUUGUGUCGCCGUAGCAACGCCCAGUGGUCUUAUCACUCCCAUUAUCUUCAAUGCCGACGCAAAGGGCAUUCUCACCAUCAGUCGGGAGGUUCGAGCCUUGGCGGCAAGAGCGCGAGAGAACAAGCUAAAGCCGGAAGAAUUCCAGGGCGGCACCAUUACCAUCUCCAACCUCGGCAUGUUCGGCAUCUCGUCGUUCAGUGCCAUCAUCAAUCCACCCCAGGCCUGCAUUCUCGCCGUUGGUGGAUCGGAACAGGUCAUCGUUCCUGAUGAGGAGAAGGGACACAAGGCGGUCACGAAAUUGGCCGUGACACUGUGCUGUGACCAUCGCGUCGUGGACGGAGCUGUUGGUGCAAAGUGGUUGAAGGAGUUCAAGAGUCUCAUUGAAAUGCCAGCCCGCAUGCUGUUGUAG
This is a messenger RNA of Echinococcus granulosus, 1527 nucleotides long. RefSeq names its product Dihydrolipoyllysine-residue acetyltransferase component of pyruvate dehydrogenase complex. The coding region runs from base 1 to 1527 and encodes 508 amino acids. Gene Ontology annotation, molecular function: dihydrolipoyllysine-residue acetyltransferase activity. Gene Ontology annotation, biological process: pyruvate decarboxylation to acetyl-CoA. The transcript is spliced from 10 exons. Gene Ontology annotation, cellular component: pyruvate dehydrogenase complex. The record is from RefSeq and is a predicted model, not a curated record. Lineage: Eukaryota; Metazoa; Platyhelminthes; Cestoda; Cyclophyllidea; Taeniidae.